Penicillium cataractarum is the source of this 540-nucleotide messenger RNA. RefSeq lists its product as uncharacterized. Bases 1 to 540 code for a protein of 179 amino acids. The transcript has a single exon. NCBI's taxonomy places the organism in Eukaryota, Fungi, Ascomycota, Eurotiomycetes, Eurotiales, Aspergillaceae. The record is from RefSeq and is a predicted model, not a curated record.
AUGGAGCAAAGUCUCGGUAUAAUGGACGGCAAGUGGAACCGAGCCAUCAGGGUCCAGGAUCUUGAUUUCGGUAACCUGCAUGCUACGGUCUUCAAGUUUGUUGAAGGUCAGGCUGUUGCUCAUGAGUUUGCCGAAGGGGCGUCGCCUUUGCCCUCAAAUGUCAAGGCCUUGGUUGACGAUCUCACCAAGGAAUUCUCCCUCUACCUUGGGAUCCAUGGGUUGAGCGACCAUAUUGCUCUAGAGCAUGGGGACUUCAGUGAUAAUGACCUAGAACCCCUGACGGAGGUCGAUUUCGACGGCGUUGGCACAAUUGUGUUACCGCAGUCUCAAGUGAGCAGUGGAGCCAAGAUUGUCACUUCAUGGAUCGUCCCUCCAGUCAAUCAUUUCCCCGACAACCCUCCUCCAGGACAAACAUGGGCCCCGAUGGUUAAUGAGUCCCACAAGGUGUUCCAGAACAACAUGGGGAACCGGCCUAAGGUCACCACUCCGGAGCAGGUAAUGGAAGAGCAUUUUUGUCAGGGUAUUGUCAACAAGACUUGA